Molecule: messenger RNA, 1527 nt
Organism: Arabis nemorensis
Lineage: Eukaryota; Viridiplantae; Streptophyta; Magnoliopsida; Brassicales; Brassicaceae
Source: the annotation of a GenBank genome assembly
AUGCAAGAACAUUUUAUUUCUCUUCUUGUCGCCAUAGCCAUCACUUGGUUUACCUUAACCAUCGUGUUCUGGUCUACGCCUGGUGGACCAGCUUGGGGAAAAUACUUCUUCACUCGCCGGUUUACUUCUAACCGAAAAACCAAGAAUCACAUACCCGGUCCGAGAGGGUUUCCACUUGUGGGAAGCAUGAGCCUAAGGUCAAGCCACGUGGCUCAUCAGCGCAUAGCCUAUGUGGCUGCGGUGAGUAACGCCAAGCGGCUCAUGGCGUUUAGUCUCGGUGACACUAAGGUGGUGGUGACGUGUCAUCCCGACGUGGCAAAGGAAAUACUGAACAGUUCUGUUUUUGCAGACCGGCCGGUUGACGAAACCGCUUACGGUUUGAUGUUUAACCGAGCCAUGGGAUUUGCUCCAAACGGUGCGUACUGGCGUACACUUCGUCGGUUAAGCUCGAACCAUCUUUUCAACCCGAAGCAAAUCAAACGCUCGGAGGAGCAGAGACGAGUGAUCGCGACUCAGAUGGUGAAUGCGUUUGCACGUAACGCUGAAACCGCGUUUGGAGUGCGCGAUUUGCUCAAAACCGCGUCGUUGUGUAACAUGGUGGGAUUGGUUUUCGGGAGAGAGUACGACUUGGAGUCUAAUAACAACGUCGAAUCGCAAAUUUUGAAGGGUUUGGUUGAAGAAGGCUAUGAUCUUCUUGGUACGCUAAAUUGGACCGACCAUCUUCCUUGGUUAGCCGGUUUAGAUUUCCAACAAAUCCGGUUCAGGUGCUCUCAGCUUGUACCGAAAGUAAACCAGUUAUUGAGCCGAAUCAUUCAUGAACACCGUCCUGCCACGUGUAAUUUUCUCGACGUGUUACAUUCUUUUCAAGGUUCCGAAAAAUUAUCAGAAUCGGAUAUGGUCGCUGUUCUUUGGGAAAUGAUAUUUAGGGGGACGGACACGGUAGCUGUUUUGAUCGAGUGGGUGUUAGCGAGGAUUGUGAUGCAUCCUAAGGUUCAAUCAACGGUCCAUGAUGAGCUUGAUCGAGUCGUUGGCAAAUCAAGAGCCGUUGAUGAGUCUGACCUUCCAUCUCUGACUUAUCUAACGGCUACGAUCAAAGAAGUGUUGAGGAUGCACCCACCGGGCCCACUUCUCUCUUGGGCACGUCUCUCUAUAACGGAGACCACCGUGGACGGCUAUCACGUGCCGGCUGGGACCACCGCGAUGGUCAACAUGUGGGCUAUAGCACGUGAUCCGCACGUGUGGGAGAAUCCUUUAGAGUUUAACCCGGAGAGGUUCAUGGCUAAAGAGGGUGAAGCUGAGUUCUCUGUUUUCGGGUCGGAUCUGAGGCUGGCACCGUUCGGGUCGGGUAAGAGAGUUUGCCCGGGAAAGAAUUUGGGACUUGGAACGGUGUCGUUUUGGGUUGCGACGCUCUUGCAUGAGUUUGUGUUCGAGGCUAACUCACCAGAUCUCUCAGAGGUUUUGAGGCUCUCGUGCGAGAUGGCUUGUCCUCUCGUCGUUAACGUACGAACGAGGCGUGAGAUAGUGUAA